AGGGUGGCAGCCGAGAAGCGGACGCGUUGCCGCCGCCGCUCCUCCUCCUGCAGCUCCUCUCGCGGCCGCCGCGGCCACCUCCGCCGCUGCCGAAGUUUCACUCCCGACCCUCGGCGGGAGCCCCAGCGCGGAGCAGAGCGGCCGGUUCGCCUGGAGCUGCAGCGCACCGCUGGCAGCUCGGCGUGUGGCUAGCCAGCCCGCGUUGGCGCCCAGGCGGCGUUCCUCGGCCCGGGCUGGGGUCACGGAGACCCAGCCGAGGCGGCAGCCAGCCUAGGGGACCCGUGGCAUCGCCCACACCGCCCAAUCUGCGUCCGAGCCCGGUGCUGCCGCGAUGGCCGUGCGCUCCCGCCGCCCGUGGGUGAGCGUGGCGCUGGGGCUGGUCCUGGGCUUCACCGCUGCGUCCUGGCUCAUCGCCCCCCGGGUGGCCGAGCUGAGCGAGAGGAGGCGACACGGCUCCAGCCUCUGCUCCUACUACGGCCGCUUGGCCACCGGGCCCCGCGCGGGCGCACAGCAGCCGUUCCCCCAGCCCCAGUCCCGGCCGCGGCUAGAGCAGUCGCCGCCCCCUGCCAACCAGGAGCUCUUGGGGCCGCACCGGCCGGAGGCGGCGCCCGGAGGUCCCAGUUUUCGGAGCAGCCCCUGGCAGCAGCCAGCUCCGCUGCCGCAGAGGAGGCGAGGACACAAGCCCGAAGGUGCGACGGCGCUUCCCGUCGCUCCAGCAGCCAAAGGGGAACCGGAGGAAGAGGAUGGGGGCGCGGCUGGCCCUCGGAAGGGUGGCCGGCCAGGGAGCAGCCACAACGGCAGCGGAGACGGGGGCGCCGCUGCCCCGAGCCCCGGUCCCGGAGACUUCCUGUACGUGGGUGUGAUGACCGCGCAGAAGUACCUGGGCAGCCGCGCGCUGGCCGCGCAGAGGACCUGGGCGCGCUUCAUCCCCGGCCGCGUGGAGUUCUUUUCCAGUCAGCAGCCUCCCAGUGCCGCGCUCGGUCAGCCCCCUCCACCUUUGCCUGUCAUCGAGCUGCCGGGGGUCGACGAUUCCUACCCUCCCCAGAAGAAGUCCUUCAUGAUGAUCAAGUACAUGCACGACCACUACCUGGACAAGUAUGAGUGGUUCAUGCGCGCCGACGACGAUGUCUACAUCAAAGGUGAUAAAUUAGAAGAAUUCCUUAGGUCCCUAAAUAGCAGCAAGCCUCUCUACCUGGGACAGACUGGCCUGGGGAAUACAGAAGAACUUGGAAAGCUGGGGCUGGAGCCUGGGGAGAACUUCUGCAUGGGAGGACCUGGCAUGAUCUUCAGCCGAGAAGUUCUCAGGAGGAUGGUGCCUCACAUUGGCGAAUGCCUCCGAGAAAUGUACACCACUCACGAGGACGUGGAGGUGGGGCGCUGUGUUCGCCGCUUUGGUGGGACUCAGUGCGUCUGGUCUUAUGAGAUGCAACAGCUGUUCCAUGAAAACUACGAGCACAAUCGCAAGGGUUACAUCCAAGACCUUCACAACAGCAAAAUCCACGCAGCCAUCACCCUUCAUCCAAACAAAAGGCCGGCGUACCAAUACAGACUGCAUAAUUACAUGCUUAGCCGCAAGAUCUCCGAGCUCCGCUACCGCACCAUCCAGCUCCACAGGGAAAGUGCACUCAUGAGCAAGCUCAGCAACAGUGAAGUGAGCAAAGAGGACCAGCAGCUGGGAGUGAUGCCUUCUUUCAACCACUUCCAGCCCCGGGAGAGAAAUGAGGUCAUCGAGUGGGAGUUCCUGACUGGGAAGCUGCUUUACUCAGCCUCAGAGAACCAGCCUCCUCGACAGAGCAUCAACAGCAUCCUUCGGACAGCCCUGGAUGACACCGUCCUGCAGGUGAUGGAGAUGAUCAACGAGAAUGCCAAGAGUAGGGGCCGGCUCAUUGACUUCAAGGAAAUUCAGUAUGGCUACCGCAGGGUUGAUCCCAUGCAUGGGGUGGAGUACAUCUUGGAUCUGCUCCUCUUGUACAAAAGGCACAAAGGAAGGAAACUGACUGUGCCUGUGAGGCGUCAUGCCUAUCUUCAGCAGUUGUUUAGCAAGCCUUUCUUCAGAGAAAUAGAAGAACUCGAUGUCAACAGCCUGGUGGAGAGUAUUAACAGCGGCACUCAGUCCUUCUCCUUAAUAUCCAAUUCUCUAAAAACACUCUCUUCUUUUCAAGAGACCAAAGAAAUAGGAGGGCACAAAGAAAAGAAAGUGCACAUUCUUGUUCCCCUCAUUAGAAGGUAUGAUACUUUCUUGAGAUUCAUGGAAAAUUUUGAAAGUACCUGUCUUAUCCCAAAGCAAAAUGUAAAGCUGGUCAUCAUCCUUUUCAGUGGGGAAUCUGGCCAAGAGUCCAACAAGCACAUUGAGCUGAUACAAGACUAUCAGAACAGGUACCCUAACGCAGAAAUGAUGCUGAUUCCCAUGAAGGGGGAGUUUUCCAGAGGUCUUGGUCUUGAAAUGGCUUCUUCUCAGUUUGACAAUGACACAUUGCUGCUAUUUUGUGAUGUUGACUUGAUCUUUAGAGGAGACUUUCUCCAGCGAUGUAGAGACAAUACAAUUCAGGGACAACAGGUAUACUACCCCAUCAUCUUUAGCCAGUACGACCCAAAGGUGACCCACAUGGGAAAUCCUCCCCCAGAGGACGACUUUGUAUUCUCAAAGGAAACUGGAUUUUGGAGAGACUAUGGCUAUGGUAUCACUUGUAUUUACAAAAGUGAUCUACUGGGUGCAGGUGGAUUUGAUACCUCAAUACAAGGCUGGGGACUGGAAGAUGUAGAUCUCUACAACAAAGUUAUCCUAUCUGGCUUACAACCCUUCAGAAGUCAAGAAGUAGGAGUGGUGCAUAUUUUCCAUCCAGUUCAUUGUGAUCCUAACUUGGACCCUAAGCAGUAUAAGAUGUGCUUAGGAUCUAAAGCAAGUACUUUUGCCUCAACCAUGCAACUGGCUGAACUCUGGUUAGAAAAACAUUUGGGUAUCAGGGACAAUCGAACUCUCUCCUGACAGUCCAGGCAACACGCAUUGCCUUUUGGAAGGGGAGUUUACCUCAGUGUUGGCUGUUAUUAUUUUUAUUUUAUUGUUGUUAUUUUAUUGUUAUUAUUAUUAUUGUUGUUGUUGUUGUUAUAAUUUUAUUUUGUUGUCCUGGUCUUAAAGUAUUCUUGGUUGUCUUCCAAAGGGUGUUUGUUGACCUCAAGCAAGAAGAGUCUGAAGUUCACUGAUAUUUCACAGUCAGAGUUCUACUGAAGUCAAUAAGUGUAUUACUUUUAUAUAACUUUAUUUGAGAUUGAGUUAAAUCAUGGCAAUCAAAUGACUUUGGAAGCUCAUUCAUCACAAGAGACAGCUUAGAAGAAUGUUCUCUUAGGGCUUAAAGAUGCAAUAUUGACUUUUCUUUUGUUUGUCAACUUCAAUGUGAUACAAAUAUUUACUGGUGAAAGGUACCACAAAAGUGCUUUAUGCUUCCUAUGGGGAAGGGACUCUGUGACAUAAACUUGAGUUUUGUAAUUUAUACAAGGACUUAAAUAUAUAGACAAUAAUUUUCUUCAUCGUUAGAAUUUUUAAAGUAAAUGAACACCUAUGAUUGUAUGUUUAUUUUUUAAGAAAAAGUUUUAAAAAUUGAGGAGUACUGUUCCACAAGCAACCGGUACUGGCUACCCUGGUCUUACAAUUACAAACUCCUCAAAACUGUCUGCUAUAAAUGCGAAGGAACUUUAUUUUCUCAAGGAAAUAUGAUUUAAUGAAAUAUUCAUGUACAUUUUAGAAGCUUUAUGAAACAAUGUCCUUCAUUUGCUGGCAAGAAGAUAAAACAUGACAGAACCUGUUUAUUUAUAAUAAAACACAGGUAUAACCGUAUUCUUUUUCAAAAACAUUGUCAAAGCUGUGCUGUUUCCCUUCUGUCUUAUUUGAUGUAAUUUUUAGAGUGGUGUUCACCAAAAAGGCUGGCUUCACUAGAUGGGACAAUGCCGGCUUCACUAUGGGGUCAUGGGAAAUGUGUUGUGUUCUGCCUUAUUUCCAGGCUUCGUAAGUGAUUCAUAGGAAUUAAUUCUAAACUCAAUAAUGCAACAUCUGACAGGAGACUGUUCUCAGUCUCUGAAGACUGGGGUUUGUCCAACCACAAAAGAAUAGUUCAGAAUCUGCCUUGGAAAGUAUAUAAAAAUGUAACAAUCCUGGGGGAAAUAAAAAAUAAGAUUAAUUUUAUAAUUAUGAAAAAACACCUAGGGAAAUAUCUCAUCUCUCAUGAUGGUUUUUCUUUUGACCGAAUCUAUGAGGUCAUUUCUAGAAAAACACUGUCAUAUUUAAGAAAUGCAAGAGAGAAUGAAUACCCAUAUACCUAUGCAAGGAAGUCUCAUGAAACUUAUUUUAAAAAAUCAUUCUCCAGACAAGUAAUAUACUUACACAAAAUUAAACAAAACAUUUAAAUAUCUACAACUAUCUGGCUGUCAUGCAUUCCACUCAGACCUUCUUGAUACAACACAGACCACGGUUUUGGCUGACAUGUGUCCUCAUACCUGUCUUUACUUUCUAAUGAAGAAAAGAUAAAUCUUUUACAUUUUACUCUUUAUGAACAAAGUGAAGCAGAUGACUUUCAUUUUUCAUUGAAAAGGAAAACAAUUUGUGCCAGUCAUUUUAUCUCACAAAUUAUUGGCCUCAUUUGGAACAGACGGCCACAAGGCCACCAAACUAUGAAAGGUCCUAACCUGGUAACAACCUUUUUUUUUUUUUUUUUUUUUUUUUUACUGAAAGUAUUUCCAGGGCUUCAAAAUAACAUUACUUGGUGUUGAGAAAAACAGAAUGGAAAUUUCCCUCUCUAAACAUAUAAUCUUAAUAAUUUUGAGUCCACCAGAAAGGAAUUAAUGACAUUUUCAUUUUUAAAAUGUUCAUCUUGACAUGGCCAUCAAUUUAAAAUUGACCUCUGCUCUUAUGUUGUGUUAGGCUUUCACAAAUACUUAUUUUAAUAGCUUACUUUCUUAUAUUACAUAACUUAGCUCUUUUGUACAUCUUAUUUUCUUAAAAAGCAAAUGGAUUAACAUUCAGUCAGUCAUUUUGGAUAAUUAUUACCAAAUGAUCAUGAUUACUUUUUUUAUUAACAGAGCCUACUUUUUUCUUCAACACAAAUGAGUGAUACAAAGGGGUUUUAGUAAAUAAUAAUAAUAAACAUAAAUGCCACAUUUCAAACAUUCUAAGUUGUGGAGUUAACCAAGGGACAAAGCACUACUUUAAUUUUAUUAUUUUGCUUCUUUUACUUUUGAGAUUAUAAUAAGAGAAUUUUACCAUUUCCUCUUCCCUUCCUUCCCUUAUAACUCUCUUUACUCUUUCAAAUCCUUGGCUCUUUUUUUGAUUAAUUGCUGUUACACUCAUAUGUCUUAUAUUCAUGUAUUUCUAAAUAUAAUCUGCUCAGUCUGUAACAAGGUUACUUGCAUGUUUUCAGGGCUAAGCAUUUGGUAUUAGGUAACUAAUUGGUGUACUCUUCCCUGAGGAAGACUAUUUCUGCUGCUCUCACCAUGAUGUAUGUGAAGUCUUUGGGUGGGCUGGAGGCUUUGUUAAUUUAUGGAACUGUACAGAAGGGAUGAAGCGCUGCAGGGAUCUCAUCUGACUGUAACUGUAAACCAGCACACCACAGUGAGCAGCUAGCAUAAGUGCAUCUAAAAUCUGUUUUAUAAUUUGACAUGAGUUUCCAGCAAUUUCUUUUCAGGCAAUGCAGUAUUUCCUGACUGAAGAUUUAAGGGUCAUGGUGUUAGUAAAAUUGACUUUGUCAGUCUACAUGGUA
Molecule: messenger RNA, 5747 nt
Organism: Peromyscus maniculatus bairdii (prairie deer mouse)
Lineage: Eukaryota; Metazoa; Chordata; Mammalia; Rodentia; Cricetidae
Gene: Chsy3
Product: chondroitin sulfate synthase 3
Cellular component (GO): Golgi cisterna membrane
Molecular function (GO): glucuronosyl-N-acetylgalactosaminyl-proteoglycan 4-beta-N-acetylgalactosaminyltransferase activity
Source: RefSeq, a predicted model, not a curated record